AUGAGUGCUAUGGGGUUUGCUUGGGGGUUUCAGUCUUCGCUGGACACGGUAUCGGGCAGAAGUAGCAGGGCCGCGAACGGUGGCAGCAGUAGCAGUGGCAGUGGAAUCAGUAGUAGCGGCGGUGGUGAGUUUGUUGCUGGUGGUAUGGACGCAAGGCUGGGUGCGUUUGGUGGUGCAGGUGCUAUGGGAACGUUCCCGACGUUGGGGCCUCUGGAACAGACUGGGAGGACCACAGCGAUGAAGAGAAGAACGUUUGCUGGAGAUGAUGAGCCACAGCCAGAGCAGCAACAGAGCGACGAUGAAACUUGUGGGAGUCGGCGGGUUUCCACGAGGAGGAGAGUGAUGGCACCGCUGCAAAGUGCGCAGUUGCAGAGCCAGCCGCUGCCCAUCCGGCGCGGGUUGGAACUCAUGGAUAAAGAACAACUGGCGUCGCUCGUGAUGGAGCUUGUACAGUUGGACCCUCAGGUGCAAAACAAAGUGCAGAGACAGAUCCAGCGGACCAAGUUCAAGUCGGACCAGUACAUGGACAUCCUCCAGGACAAGUUCAACAAAGUACUACAGCACGUCCCGUACAAUAGGAAGUUCGAAUCCGCUUCAGAAUACAAACUGGACGACUACUCGUUCGUGCGCCUGAAACCGUUCAUACUUGAGUUUUUGGACUGUCUCAUAGACUACAACUUGAACAGCAUCCCCUGCGACGAAUCCCAGGGGAACCAGGUCACCGUGCAAGAGGCACUCAACUUCCUGGACCAGUGCACGGAGAUGCUCACAAGCUUACCGAGGUUUGACCUUCCAAGCAACAACUACUACUACGACAAGUGCUUCGAGCAGAUCUCGUACAUAUGGUGCGUGCUCAUCGAGCAGUUUUUGAAGGACCCUGUGCUUGCGAUAAACGGUCUCCGCGCACCUUCCUCGCAGAGAGAGUGGGUCCACAAACUGCAACACUACAACGAUAGAUCGAGGGGACUCUUGCGCAGACCGCUGCAGAUGCUCGAAUCGUGGCUAAACGUGACUAACGGCGACACCAACGGAACAAGCAUCAACGCCGUAGCAUGA
This is a messenger RNA of Huiozyma naganishii CBS 8797, 1056 nucleotides long. It is a transcript of the gene STS1, whose product is annotated as Sts1p. Gene Ontology annotation, cellular component: nucleus. The record is from RefSeq and is a predicted model, not a curated record. Bases 1 to 1056 code for a protein of 351 amino acids. The transcript has a single exon. Gene Ontology annotation, biological process: proteasome localization; nuclear protein quality control by the ubiquitin-proteasome system. NCBI's taxonomy places the organism in Eukaryota, Fungi, Ascomycota, Saccharomycetes, Saccharomycetales, Saccharomycetaceae.